CCAUCCUCUCACACGACCUACCGCAUGCGCUGGCAAAUUGUUUCACCGCUGCGCAAACGACCUUCUUCCCGCAGACUCCUCCAGCAAAGGUGAAGCCGCAAUUGCUGUCCAAGAUGUUGGCAAUGCGCCCGUCCGGCGACAUGUCUGGCAGCGGUAUCAGCAGUGAGCUCUAUUUUCCCACUCUAGCCUCGAACGCUUGCUAAGUUGGAACUAGACGGCCAACAAAUCGACCAGCUCCUACUGGAACUCGACCGCAACAUGGAAAGCGCCAAGUUGUCGCUCAAAGAAGUGGAGGCCAUUCUCGGCCAGGUUAAAAUCUUUGGUCGCAAUCCCGACACAGCAGGCCCGAUAUUCACGGAGAAGGGCAUCAAAGUCUUGUCAAACUAUGGCCUCGAUUACAACAACGGGAAAAGUACAUCCACCUCUCACGAAGCCUUACGAUGUCUUGCCAACGCCCUCUUGCUCCACGAACCAUCUCGACAAACCUUUGUCGACAUUGGAUAUGCCAGCAAGGCAGCCGAGCGCCUGAAGAUCAAUGACCGCGACGACGAAUUUCUCAUCUCCAGAAUUCUCUUUCUUCUUACGUACAACACCAAGCUCGACUUUGAAGCGCUCAUCACGAAUAAUGGGCUGGCCGAAAGUAUCAACCAGCACAUAUCACGUCACGCAAAGGCAUUCUCAUCCAAGCUAGCGCGGCGAAAAUCAGCAGCCUCUGCUAUGGAAGACCAAUCCCUCGUGGAGACGCUCAAGUUGCUGUUUAAUGUCACUCACUACUACCCCGAUCAAAUUCCGAAGUUCACGCCAUCUGUUGAACCGCUGGCCAGCCUUCUAACAAAUCACCCAUUACCAACGCCACCAUUGCAAUCACCUAUCACUUACAUCCUAAACGCACUGCUCAAUCUUGACCUCGGGGCAGCCAGCAAGAAGACUCCCGUCGGACCCUAUGCCUACUCGAGCCCGCUCUUCCCCUACAAGUGUCCCGAGGAGGUCGUGGAGCGCUUGACCUCCAUACUCAACAAAGCCAUCGUGACCAUGCCCGAACAGGACCUGGAUCAAGCCGCCGCACCCCUCUGCACCCUCAUCCGCCGCUUCUACGAACUCGCCGCUCCACAAAUGAAGGAGUGGAUGCGAUGGAUCAUGCUCCCAAGCGACCGGGACCGAGACAAGCCUCUGGGCGUCGGCGACACAAUGGCAGCACGGCUUUUAAGAUUAUCCUGCUCUCCCACUCUGCCAACUCUACGCGAAAACAUCUCCAUGUUGCUGUUCGAAAUGAGCGACCAGGACGCCAACAAGUUCGUCAAAAACAUCGGCUACGGCUUUGCUUCUGGCUUCCUCAUGAGCCACAACAUCGAAAUCCCCGCCAACGCUACGGAGGCGAGUAGUAUUUCUUCCGACAGCGUCAAUCCGAUUACUGGGCAGAGACUUAGCGCUGAGGAAGCGGAGAAGCCCGAGGAGGCAGAGAUGACGCAGGAGGAGAAGGAGCGAGAGGCAGAGAAGCUUUUCGUUCUGUUCGAGAGAUUGAAGGCGACGGGGGUGGUGGAUGUGAAGAAUCCCGUGCAGCAGGCGGUGGACGAGGGCCGAUUCGAGGAAUUGAGUGACGAUGGUCUGUAGAGUGAGUCUAAAUCGACACGGAAGCCGUGCGGAGGGCGAGAAGUGCUCCGGCCGGCAGUUGCGGCGCAUCUCAUGCCAUUGAGCAUGGGCCACAAUCACAUCUCUCGCAACUCCGCGAUUGAUCCGACCUGUGAUGCUACUAUAUUGUCACAUAUUUCUCUCCAAUUGACGGCAAACAUUCUAUAAUGACGAUACAUGACGUUUGAGAGGA
Messenger RNA from Neohortaea acidophila, 1822 nucleotides. Its product is annotated as guanine nucleotide exchange factor. Lineage: Eukaryota; Fungi; Ascomycota; Dothideomycetes; Mycosphaerellales; Teratosphaeriaceae. Gene Ontology annotation, molecular function: guanyl-nucleotide exchange factor activity; G-protein alpha-subunit binding. The transcript is spliced from 2 exons. The record is from RefSeq and is a predicted model, not a curated record. Gene Ontology annotation, biological process: G protein-coupled receptor signaling pathway. Gene Ontology annotation, cellular component: cytoplasm. Bases 259 to 1611 code for a protein of 450 amino acids.